GCGCGUCCGCCAUGCGCCACGGGUUGUGCGUCCCCCCGGGGCCCUCGCAAGCCGUCGCCGUCCGCAGUCGCCCGCUCCGGGCCGUGCUGGGCGCGCUGUGCCUGCUGCCCGCGCUCGCAGUGCUGUCGUGGCAGGGGGCACCGGGCGGGCACGCUGCGCAGAGCGACAUCCAGGGCUGGGACUCCGUGGUCUCGAACGGCCCGGUCCCCAGCCCGCUGUCCCCACUGGCGCCCCGAAAACGCCGUUACACGCUGACCCCCGGCAGGCUGCGCUGGGACCACUUCAACCUCACCUACAGGAUCCUCUCCUUCCCCCGGAACCUGCUGAGCCCCCGCGAGACGCGGCGGGGCCUGGCUGCCGCCUUCCGCAUGUGGAGCGACGUGUCCCCUUUCAGCUUCCGCGAAGUGGACCCCGAGCAGCCCAGUGACCUCCGGAUAGGCUUCUACCCCGACAACCACACGGACUGCCUGGUCUCUGCCCUGCACCACUGCUUUGAUGGCCCCACCGGCGAGCUGGCCCACGCCUUCUUCCCGCCCCAUGGCGGCAUCCACUUUGAUGACAGCGAGUACUGGGUGCUGGGCCCCACGCGCUACAGCUGGAAGAAAGGAGUGUGGCUCACAGACCUGGUGCACGUGGCGGCCCAUGAGAUCGGCCACGCGCUGGGGCUGAUGCACUCGCAGCACGGCCAGGCACUCAUGCACCUCAACGCCACACUGCGUGGCUGGAAGGCGCUGUCGCAGGACGAGCUGUGGGGGCUGCACCGGCUCUACGGCUGCCUGGAUAGGCUGUUCGUGUGCGCAUCCUGGGCCCGCAGGGGCUCUGCCCCAGCAGCUGUGACUUCUGCUACGGACCAAAACCAGGCUGGUGUCGGAGGGCAGGAAUGUGACCUUGCGCUGUGGACAGAAGAUCCUUCACAAGAAAGGCAAAGUGUACUGGUACAAGGACCAGGAGCCCCUGGAGUUCUCCUACCCCGGCUACCUGGCCCUGGGCAAAGCACGCCUGAGCAUCAUUGCCAACGCUGUCAACGAGGGCACCUACACGUGUGUGGUGCGCCGGCACCAGCGUGUGCUCACCACUUACUCCUGGCGCGUGCAUGUGAGGAGCUGAGCCUGCUGGGGCCAGGCCGGGCUGGGUCGAGCCCGGCAGAUAAAGCACUUUCUCCUACGUCUCCGUACUCAUUUUUGCAUGGGUAGGUGCAGGCUGGGCCCUGAGCAAGUGGGAAGUGGCCUGCACUGGACGUGGGGGACCCCGGGCCAUAGCACCCCUCCUCCCACUGCCAUGGUGGGAUCAAAAGAUGCCCAGGUGCCAGCAGCCUCACUGGGGGCGAGCCACGUGCAGCCCGGUGUGAAAGUGGCCACCAGGGAGUGGGAAUGACCCAGGCCAGGCCGGGGCCAGCAGGGCAGAAGGGCCAGGAGGGGCAAGGGCCCGCCCGGCCAGGUGGGCAGAGACCCAGCCCCGGCCUGGUCCCCAAGCCCGGGGAAGCCCCGGAAAGGACAGGACACAGCAGGGCUUCCUCCAAGAAUAGUUUACUACAUCUGAAAACACGUAACAAGCGCACGUAUAAAAACCCACCGUGGCCAGCGCUGUGCGCAGCCAGGCCUGGCCGUGGACGGGGGGCCUGGGCGUCGCGAGGAGCACCUGGCCGGCAAGCAGACUUGGGCUCAGACCCCACAGCUGGCAGCAGAGGACCCCAGCCUGCGGCAGCCCCGGGCCUAGCACGGAGAUGCCUGCCCAAGCCUUCCUCACAGGGCGGGCCAGGAGCAUCUGACAACACAGCCCCUCCUUCCAUGAGGAAAACGUGGUUUAAUUCUACGAAUUUACAAACCAAAGUAAUAUACAAAACAGAAGGUGGAAA
Heterocephalus glaber (naked mole-rat) is the source of this 1855-nucleotide messenger RNA. Lineage: Eukaryota; Metazoa; Chordata; Mammalia; Rodentia; Bathyergidae. The record is from RefSeq and is a predicted model, not a curated record.